Messenger RNA from Juglans microcarpa x Juglans regia, 1994 nucleotides. RefSeq names its product pre-mRNA splicing factor SR-like 1. Lineage: Eukaryota; Viridiplantae; Streptophyta; Magnoliopsida; Fagales; Juglandaceae. The record is from RefSeq and is a predicted model, not a curated record. The transcript has 5 exons. Bases 276 to 1625 code for a protein of 449 amino acids. Gene Ontology annotation, cellular component: precatalytic spliceosome.
GGCCUAUUUGUAUUUGGUCUGGUCAUUCGAUUGCGAACCGGAGAGCCUUUGACCAUAAUACACUGCAUCUUCCCUACCAAAAGCAAACCCGAGGCCAACCGAACCUAAAGAGCAAGCCGACGUUGUUAGGGUUUAUCAGACGCCCCAAUCCUUCGGCGUCAUCUUAUAUGCUAUAGCAUUAGCCUCCAUCCACUUAGUUCUUCCAAUUGGAUUGGGAUUGUGACACUUCCAAUUACCCUGAUUACUGAAAAUUAUAAACUAUUUCAUUAUCCAUAAUGGAGAUACAGACUUCUGGCAAACCAAUUGAUUCUUUACUAGAAAAGGUCCUCUGUAUGAACAUUCUUUCUUCUGAUUACUUCAAAGAGCUUUACCGAUUAAAGACAUACCAUGAGGUGGUCGACGAAAUUUACAAUCAAGUUGAUCACGUGGAGCCAUGGAUGACUGGAAAUUGUCGUGGUCCUUCGACAGCAAUCUGUCUUCUUUACAAGUUUUUCACUAUGAAACUCACCGUCAAACAAAUGCAUGGGCUCUUAAAGCAUCCGGAUUCUCCUUAUAUUAGAGCAAUUGGGUUCCUCUACUUGAGAUAUGCUGCAGAUCCAAAGACUUUGUGGAAUUGGUUCGAGCCAUAUGUUAAAGAUGAGGAGGAAUUCUCUCCUGGAUCUAAUGGACGAAUGACCACAAUGGGUGUGUAUGUGCGUGAUUUGCUUCUUGGACAGUACUACUUUGAUACCCUUUUCCCCCGCAUCCCUGUUCCUGUAAUGCGCCAGGUAGUAGCUAAUCUCGAGAAGUUGAAGCUCCCCACCAAACAUACUGGUGUGACAGGGGAUUCCACCCGACAUGGUUCUGAUGACACUGCCCGCCGGCCACCCUCUGUGAAAGCUGCACUUUCUGUAUCUUUUGGUCAGCGUGCUCCUCAUCGUGCUUCUACCAGGGACUCGUCACCUGUUCGUCGUACCCUACCACCAGCCCCUCAUGAUAGAGCCAGCAGUGAUGAUCUGCGAAGAUCACCCCGGGCCCGUCGCAGCCAGAGCCGUGAAUAUUCUGAUAGAGAAUAUUCAGACAGGGAUAGGGUUCGGGACCGGGAUCGAGAUAGAGAUAGAGAUAGGGACGGGGACAGGGACAGGGACAGGGAUCGAGAUCGAUAUCGGGAUCGAGAAAGAGAAAGAGACCGAGAUCAAGAAAAGGAUAGGGACCAAGAUCGGCAUCGAGAGAGAUACAGGAACCGGGACCGAGACUGGGAUAGAGACAGGGACAGAGUCAGGGAGAGGGAGAGAGAGCAGAGUCAUGAUUAUGACAGGCAGUCCAAAUAUGCAGAGAGAGAAAGUAGAAGGGACCAUGAGAGGAGCAGCCGUGAUGCUGGUAGGCAUUAUCGAAGUAGGAGCAGAAGUAGAAGCAGGAGCAGAAGUCGGAGCUUGCAAGCUGGCCUUGCACAUGGUGAUCGUCAUUCGAGUCCACAAAAAGAUGGGAGCAAGGAGAAGACAUCUGCAUCUAGCAAUCUAGCAAAACUUAAGGAUCUCUAUGGUGAUUUAGGUGAUCAGAAAGGUGAUGCUAAUAUGGAAAGGGCUCCUAGGAGGGAUAAUGGUGGUGAAGAAGUAAUUAGACUUGGUGGUUCAACUUGGAAAUAGCGCAAAGUGGUUCACAUGCAAUUCCUUUGUAUCAGAUGGGUUAUCGAAGUCUUUAAUUAAUCAGGUUAGCUCCUUGUUUGAAUGAAGAAAGUCCAACACCUUCAUGACUUGGUCCCUUCACUGUAUCUCACUCUCUUCUCACUCAAUAUGUGAAGGGAUGUUGAUUGGUGGAUGCUAUCCACACCAGCUCAUGUAUUGCAUGCUUGCUGUUGCGGGGCUUCCUGUAUAUUAUAUGUUAUUCAGUUUUUCUUUUGCUACUGUUGCAUUCUCUUUAAUGCUGCAUAAUUGGAUAAUUUUGGAGACGCCUGUGGAACAUGUAAUAGCACAUUUAACUGAUAAAAUGUGAGAGAAAAACUACUUUGGGUGUCA